GGCCUGUUUCUCUGAAGAGUUCUUCACAAACCAUCAGCCAUGAGAGCUGUUGUGCUUGCCCUGACUGUGGCCCUUGUGGCGAGUCAACAGAUCAACCUUGUUCCUGAGUUUGCCCUCGAUAAGACCUAUGUGUACAAGUAUGAGGCUCUACUCUUGGGCGGUCUUCCUCAUGAAGGUCUGGCCAGAGCGGGUAUAAAAGUCAGCAGCAAGGUUCUCCUCAGUGCUGUGACUGAGCACACCUUCCUGAUGAAGCUCAUGGACCCUCUGCUCCACGAGUAUGCUGGCAUUUGGCCCAAGGAUCCAUUUGUUCCUGCAACUAAGCUCACCUCAGCACUGGCUGCUCAGCUUCAGAUUCCCAUCAAGUUUGAGUACGCUAAUGGUGUGGUUGGAAAGGUAUUUGCCCCUGCAGGAGUCUCCCCUACAGUCAUGAACUUGCACAGAGGUAUCCUCAACAUCCUUCAGCUCAACCUCAAGAAGACCCAGAACAUCUAUGAGCUGCAAGAGGCUGGAGUUCAGGGAGUGUGCAGGACCCACUAUGUCAUCAAUGAGGAUCCAAAGGCCAACCACAUUAUUGUCACCAAGUCUAAGGAUCUGAGCCACUGCCAGGAGAAAAUCAUAAAGGACAUUGGUUUGGCAUACACUGAGAAGUGUGCUGAAUGCACAGAGAGGGUCAAGAGUCUGAUUGAAACGGCAACUUACAACUACAUCAUGAAACCAGCUGCCGCCGGAGUACUAAUCGCUGAGGCAACAGUUGAAGAAGUGCAUCAGUUUUCACCCUUAAAAACGCUGGAUUCAGAAAUAAUUAUUUGUUUCAGACAAACCUUGGCUUUUGUUGAGAUUGAGAAGACCCCUGUUGUUCCAAUCAAAGCUGAUUACUUGGCCCGUGGAUCCCUGCAGUAUGAGUUUGCAACUGAGAUUCUUCAGACUCCCAUUGAACUCAUGAAGAUCAGUGAUGCACCAGCCCAGAUUAUCGAAAUCCUAAAACACCUUGUUGCAAACAAUGUGGCCAUGGUCCAUGAUGAUGCUCCCCUAAAGUUUGUUCAGCUCAUCCAGCUUCUGCGUGUUGCCACCUUAGAAAACAUAGAAGCUAUCUGGGCUCAGUUCAAGGACAAACCAGUUUACAGGCGCUGGCUCCUGGAUGCUCUUCCUGCUGUUGGCACACCAGUCAUUGUAAAAUUAUUCAAGGAGAAGUUCCUGGCUGGUGAACUUACCAUUCCAGAGUUCAUUCAAGCUCUUGUGGUUGCUCUGCAAAUGGUCACUGCUGAUCUGGAAACCAUCCAGUUGACAGCUAGUUUGGCUUUGCACGAGAAAAUUGCCACAAUUCCAGCUCUGCGUGAAGUCAUAAUGCUCGGAUAUGGUUCCAUGAUUGCCAAGCACUGUGUUGCAGUUCCCACUUGCCCCGCUGAGCUCCUCGGGCCCAUCCAUGAGAUUGCUGCAGAGGCCAUUUCCAAGAAUGACAUCCCUGAAAUCACUUUGGCUCUUAAAGUUCUCGGCAAUGCUGGUCAUCCUGCUAGUCUUAAACCCAUCAUGAAGCUCCUACCUGGACUGAGAACUGCAGCUACUUCUCUGCCCCUUAGGAUACAGGUUGAUGCCAUCUUGGCCCUGAGGAACAUUGCCAAGAAAGAGCCCAAACUUGUUCAGCCAGUGGCCCUACAGCUUGUAUUGGACAGAGCUCUCCACCCAGAAGUUCGCAUGGUUGCUUGUAUUGUGUUGUUUGAGGCCAAGCCAUCAGUGGCUCUCAUCUCCAGUCUUGCUGGUGCUUUGAAACUUGAGACUAAUAUGCAUGUUGCAAGCUUCGCCUAUUCUCACAUCAAGUCCUUGACCAGAAUCACUGCUCCUGAUAUGGCAGCUGUUGCUGGUGCAGCUAAUGUUGCUAUCAAGCUCAUGAGCCGCAAACUGGACCGGCUUAGCUUCCGUUUCAGCAGAGCCCUUCAGCUGGACUUCUAUUAUACUCCUCUUAUGGUUGGAGCUGCUGGUAGUGCUUACAUGAUCAAUGAUGCUGCCACCAUCCUGCCCAGAGCUGUAGUAGCUAAAGCACGUGCUUACCUGGCUGGUGCUGCUGCUGAUGUUCUUGAGAUUGGUGUGAGAACUGAAGGACUCCAGGAGGCUCUUCUGCAAUCUCCUGCUGCAGAUGAAAGUGUUGACCGUAUCACAAAGAUUAAGCGCACCCUGAGAGCACUUGCAAACUGGAAGGCCUUGCCAACCAAUCAGCCAUUGGCUUCAGCCUACAUCAAAUUAUUUGGACAAGAAGUGGCUUUUGUCAAUGUUGACAAGACAGUCAUUGAAGAAGCAAUACCGAUUGUGACUGGACCCAAACCACGUGAACUGUUGAAGGCGGCACUUAAAGCAUUGCAGGAAGGAAUUGCCUUGCAGUAUGCCAAACCCCUGCUCAUGGUUGAAGUGCGCAGAAUCUUGCCAACCGCAAUUGGUGUGCCCAUGGAGCUCAGUUUGUACACUGCUGCUGUUGCUUUUGCAAGUGUCAAUGUUCAGGCCACCAUUACACCACCUCUCCCUGAGGAGAUUGAGACCAUGACUCUUGAGCAGCUUAAGAAGACUGAUGUUCAACUCCAAGCUGAAGCUAGACCAAGUGUUGCUCUCCAGACCUUUGCUGUGAUGGGAGUGAACACUGCCUUGAUCCAAGCUGCUGUUAUGGCAAGAGGAAAGAUCCGUACAAUUGCACCUGGAAAAGUGGCUGCAAGAGCAGACAUUCUCAAGGGCAACCACAAGGUGGAGGCUCUGCCUGUUGAGGUUCCUGAACAUAUUGCUGAUGUGAGCUUUGAGACACUUGCUGUGGUCAGAAACAUCGAAGAGCCCACUGCUGAGAGGAUUGUUCCCUUGGUACCCGAAUUGGCUAUGCAGAAUGCCCAGACACCUGCUGAUUAUUCUUCAUCUGAGAUACCAGAUCAGGCUGCUCUGAGAUCUGCCACACCAUUUCACAAGACUCUCUGUCUUGCUGUCCCAUACAUUGAAAUCAAGGGAUGCAUUGAGGUGCACUCUCACAAUGCCGCUUUUAUCAGAAAUGAUCCUCUGUUCUACAUAAUUGGACAGCACUCAGCCCGUGCCUCUGUGGCAAGAGCUGAAGGUCCUGCAGUUGAAAGACUGGAGCUUGAAGUCCAAGUUGGUCCUAGAGCUGCUGAGAGGCUCCUUAAGCAAAUCAGUCUCAUUGAUGAGGAGACUCCAGAAGGAAAGGCCUUCCUGUUGAAACUGAGGGAAAUCCUGGAGACUGAAGAUAAAAAUGUUCGUGUAUCUUCUGAAAGCAGCAGCAGCAGCCGUAUCAUCAGCAGCAGCUCAAGCUCCUCCAUGUCCAGCUCUCGUAUGACUGAGACUGCCACCGUCAUGGAGCCGUUCAGGAAAUUCCACAAAGAUCGGUACAUGGCACCCCAUGGUGCCUCAAAGGCAGUUAGCAGUGGAAGCACUGCAUCUAGUUUUGAGAAAAUCCAGAAACAGGCCAAGUUCCUCGGAAAUGCUGUUCCACCUGUUUUUGCUGUGAUUGCCCGUGCUGUGAGAGUUGACCACAAACUGCUGGGCUACCAGCUUGCUGCUUACUUUGACAAGCCAAAUGCAAGAGUGCAGCUUGUCGUUUCCUCCAUUGCUGAAAAUGACAACCUGAAGAUCUGUGCUGACGGUGCCGUGUUGAGCAAGCACAAAGUCACCGCCAGGGUUGCUUGGGGUCCAGAGUGCCAACAGUAUGCAGUCAUUGCUAAAGCUGAGGCUGGUGUACUGGGCGAAUUCCCUGCUGCACGUCUAGAGGUGGAAUGGGAGAGGCUGCCAAUAAUUGUCACCACCUACGCCAAAAAGCUGUCUAAACACAUCCCAAUGGCAGCUUUCAAAGCGGGCUUCAGACUUGAAAGAGUAUCAAACGCUGACAAAGAGAUCGAACUGACCGCGGCCUUGCCAUCUCAGAGGUCCCUGAAUGUCAUUGCUAGGAUCCCAGAGAUGACACUGUCAAGAAUGGAUAUUCCUCUUCCCAUCGCUGUUCCCAUCAAUCCAGACGGAACCCUUUCCAUUCAAAUCGAUGAGGACAUUCUCUCUUGGAUCCAAAAACAUAUCAAGGAAGAAUAAAACAUGAAGAAUUACAUUUUACAUUGAAGAAAAUGUUAGCUGUGUUUAUAUUUUAUAGUUCAUAUUUCAUGUUUAAUUGAAUUUUACCACUGAUUUAAUGCAAGCAAUACUAAUAAACACCCUGCAAGUUAA
This is a messenger RNA of Sinocyclocheilus rhinocerous, 4194 nucleotides long. RefSeq names its product vitellogenin-like. Gene Ontology annotation, biological process: response to estradiol; lipid transport; cellular response to estrogen stimulus. The transcript is spliced from 28 exons. Gene Ontology annotation, molecular function: lipid carrier activity. The coding region runs from base 40 to 4062 and encodes 1340 amino acids. The record is from RefSeq and is a predicted model, not a curated record. Lineage: Eukaryota; Metazoa; Chordata; Actinopteri; Cypriniformes; Cyprinidae.